Messenger RNA from Galleria mellonella (greater wax moth), 1361 nucleotides. It is a transcript of the gene Nup35, whose product is annotated as nucleoporin Nup35. The coding region runs from base 185 to 1060 and encodes 291 amino acids. The record is from RefSeq and is a predicted model, not a curated record. Gene Ontology annotation, cellular component: nuclear pore central transport channel; nuclear pore nuclear basket; nuclear membrane. The transcript is spliced from 4 exons. Gene Ontology annotation, biological process: nuclear pore organization; regulation of DNA-templated transcription; NLS-bearing protein import into nucleus. Lineage: Eukaryota; Metazoa; Arthropoda; Insecta; Lepidoptera; Pyralidae. Gene Ontology annotation, molecular function: single-stranded DNA binding; structural constituent of nuclear pore; phospholipid binding.
UUUAUAUCUGUCAUUGUUAUGUCAAUCAUCAUAUGUAGAUUUUGUGCAUGUUAUAUUUAAAUUUUCAUUUCAGUAGUAAAAAAAUCAAAAGUACUUGUGAAACGGACUGGUUCCAGUUUUGAAUGGAAUUUUAAACAAUAUUUUGUUUUAGUUUUUUGUUUUGGGGAUUACAACUGUUUCAAAAAUGGAACCUAUGACUCUGGGAAGUCCCACUCAUUCUCCGUCAGGGAGCCCUAAUGUAGGAUAUUUACCCCCAUUUCUUUUAGGUGAAAUUAAUCCGCCAGCAACACCACGUACCAACAGUUUGUCUCCUACAAAAGGCCGAAGCCUUGCAUUUGGUUCACCUAGUAGUCCAACUCAAACUUCAACUCCAGAUCAGAAAAUAUAUCGUCAGAAUAUGACCAUCCACCAGCAGGCUUUGUACAAUAACCAAAACAUGUUCAGCAACAUUCCAACUUCUCCCAACAUUUCAUAUUCAAGUAAACCUAACGGUCCACCAAUAGAGGAUUUGUUUGAUACAAUCAAAAGCAAUGAACCAUCAAACAAGUCUAUUUAUCAAGAUCACAGUUUUAUUGGUUAUGGUAAUAGUUCUAUGCUUCAAACUUCUUAUGCCAGUAUGAAUGCAUCAGUGAAUAACCAAUCACUAAUGACACAAUGGCAGGACAGUUGUCAGGAACAAGAUGAGUACUGGGUUACAAUAUUUGGUUUCCCUCCUAAUGCUGCUAAUACUGUCCUCGCAAGGUUUAGUAACUGUGGAGCAAUACUUGAUAAACAAUAUCCAACACAAGGCAAUUGGGCACAUGUAAGAUAUGCAACCAGAGCUGAAAAGGAAAGAGCCAUGGCCCUCAGUGGUCGCCAAGUGCUGCCAGGUGUCAUGGUAGGAGUGGUGGAGUGCAAAGAACCACCACGCAUUGCUGUCACUAGCCCUGGAGUUGCAGCUUCUGAAAGGCAAUCCACAGGGGCCAGGUCCCUGUGUCCCACCCCUGUGCCAUCAGCCCCAGUACCACAGAGAUCAAAUGGCUUAAUCUCCAAAGCUCUAGAUUAUGUAUUAGGUUGGUGACAAAUGCUCAACGCCAGAUACUUAGCAUAUCGAUAAACUUAGACAUUAGAGUUAGUAUUCUCAGGGAAAUGUAUGAAUGAAUAACAUUACAUCUUAUAAGAGGUAAUGCUAUAGUGCAGCAGAAGGAUACUCAUCAUCACAUCGUAACAUCAUCAUUUGUUAUAUUACAUGUGCUUGUUUAUGGUCAAUAUUCACCCUAAAAAAAUAUUUUAAUUUUGUACAUAACGUGGGCAUAUAUAAAAAUGUUGAAUAAAUGAAAUAUUGUCAUCUUCAAUUAAGGAAUAAAUAUUAUUUUAUAUAA